UCUGUUUUUGAAUGGGGAGAACAGUGAUAUCAAAAUUUGUGCUCUGGGAGAGGAGUGGAACUUGCACAAGAUUUAUUUGUGUCAGUCAGGCUACUUUUCCAGUAUGUUCAGUGGCUCUUGGAAAGAAUCCAGCAUGAAUGUCAUAGAGCUGGAGAUUCCUGAUCAAAAUAUUGAUGUAGAAGCCCUGCAGGUGGCCUUUGGCUCGCUCUACAGGGACGAUGUGCUGAUCAACCCCAGCCGCGUGGUGGCGCUGCUGGCCGCAGCCUGCAUGCUGCAGCUGGAUGGCUUAAUCCAGCAAUGUGGUGAAACAAUGAAGGAAACCAUCACUGCCCAAACUGUGUGUGGUUAUUACAAUUCUGCAGGGACAUAUGGACUGGACUCCGUGAAGAAAAAGUGCCUUGAGUGGCUCUUGAACAAUCUGAUGACUCACCAGAGUGUUGGACUCUUCAAGGAGCUCAGCAUAAACCUCAUGAAGCAGCUGAUCAGCUCCUCCAACCUGUUUGUGCUGCAGGUGGAGAUGGAUGUGUACACUGCUCUCAAAAAGUGGAUGUUCCUUCAGCUCGUGCCUUCUUGGAAUGGCUCUUUCAAGCAGGUGCUGACUGAAGCUGAUGCCUGGUUUGCUGAGCGCAGGAGAGAGUUUGGGGGCGACGUUGCCUUCCUGGAGUCGGCGCAGGGCAGCGCCUUCGUGCCCGUGUUCGCUCACCUGAGGCUGCAGUACAUCAUCAGUGACCUGGCCUCGGCCAGGAUCGUGGAGAGGGACGCCCUGCUGCCCUCAG
Messenger RNA from Zonotrichia albicollis (white-throated sparrow), 776 nucleotides. NCBI's taxonomy places the organism in Eukaryota, Metazoa, Chordata, Aves, Passeriformes, Passerellidae. The record is from RefSeq and is a predicted model, not a curated record.